AUGGCGGCCAACAAUCCAGCGGUGGGUGCUCACGGGCCUGCAGCGGGCGAAACCCAGGUGCCUCUUAACCAAGAGAGAUCGCCCGUGAUCAUGAACGUGGCCAAUUAUCUCAGAGGCAACAGCAUGCUCAAAAUGCGUGGCGGCUUGUUGAACAACAAAGAAGAGGUUGACUUUUUCCGCUUCAAGCGCAUGAAGCGGGCCCUUUUGAGCGACGACUACAAGAAGAAAAGCGCGGACGGCAAGAACCAGCUCGUGCUGAUUCCAAACGAACAGGAGGUUGCAAAGAUGUUUGUGCAAUUCAUUCUGGCGCGGCUCUUGGUGCCCGUCGAGAAGUUGCACUACCAUGAAAUCAAGGCCGUGAAAGGCUGGGUGCCCAACAGGCAGAAGCCCACGUUGCGUCCCACCACCAAAGCGACGUUGGACCCCGACGCGUACUACGCGUGGACGUACCAGAAACCCAACCCCUAUUUAGUUUUGUAUGGCUUCUUGAUGAUUGCCGCGGUGUUUGCGGUGAUUCUCUUCCCGUUGUGGCCGGUGUUCAUGAGGAUCGGGGUGUGGUACUUGUCCAUGGGCUGCUUAGGGCUCCUAGGGCUCUUUUUCGCCAUGGCCAUUGUGCGCUUGAUCAUCUUUGUGGUGACCUUCGUGGCGUUGCCCCACGCGUUCUGGUUGUACCCCAACUUGUUUGCCGACUGCGGCUUUUUUGAGAGUUUCCAGCCCUUGUAUGCGUGGAGCGGGCCCUCCGAAAAGAAGUCGAAGAAAAAGAGGGCUGCUGCUGUCACGCAGCCCGAGGCUGUGGCCCAGGCCACUGCCUCAGGUGUGCAGAAAAGCUCGGGCGCCCAAGGGAGGACUGUCACUUUGGAGGAGGUGGACGAGUAA
Metschnikowia bicuspidata var. bicuspidata NRRL YB-4993 is the source of this 876-nucleotide messenger RNA. It is a transcript of the gene SEC62, whose product is annotated as Sec63 complex subunit. Gene Ontology annotation, biological process: post-translational protein targeting to membrane, translocation. NCBI's taxonomy places the organism in Eukaryota, Fungi, Ascomycota, Pichiomycetes, Serinales, Metschnikowiaceae. Gene Ontology annotation, cellular component: endoplasmic reticulum membrane; endoplasmic reticulum. The record is from RefSeq and is a predicted model, not a curated record. The transcript has a single exon. The coding region runs from base 1 to 876 and encodes 291 amino acids.